AUGGGGAAGAGCCGGUCGCGCGCGGCCAAGGCCGCCGACGUGUUCAGCAUCGCCCGCAGCGGCGCCAGGGCCAAGGGCAGGGGCAGGGCCAAGGCGCGACCCGUCACCUCCGCGCUGAAGCAGAUAAACAUUAGAAAUGCUGAGAAAGUUAAUGCAAUAAAUAAAGCAUUUGCUGAAGUUCAGAAAGAAGUACAGCAGCUAUCAAAAGGCACAGCAGCAGAACCUCAGGAGAGUCAGCAGGUUUCUGCACAUCUGGAAGAGGAACCAGCGAACGUGGAUGCUGCCACAAGCCUAUUAUCUCAGUUGUAA
This is a messenger RNA of Chaetura pelagica (chimney swift), 309 nucleotides long. RefSeq names its product chromosome unknown open reading frame, human C8orf59 (gene RBIS). Gene Ontology annotation, biological process: ribosome biogenesis. The transcript has 3 exons. Bases 1 to 309 code for a protein of 102 amino acids. Gene Ontology annotation, cellular component: nucleolus. Lineage: Eukaryota; Metazoa; Chordata; Aves; Apodiformes; Apodidae. The record is from RefSeq and is a predicted model, not a curated record.